CUGCGGUAGAAGGCCGGAUGUUGGCCGUAGAAAAUGGUGUCUUGUGAUUAGUUAAAAUCACGAAACCGAUAUCGCGCUUCAGUUAGUCGUCGAUGUACCGUCUCUGAAAGUGCGCGCGGGCUCGGAAAAGCUUCAGCAGUACCUUCCAUUUUUGCCUUCAGAGAUUCAGUACUAUAUAUAUUCAGUAAUAUAACAGCGACACCAUAGCAGUAUAGCAUUCAGCAAUAUUACAUUUUUGUCUUCGGAAAUUAUCAUGCGCCUUCGCGGUCUCGUUCUUCCCUUCAUCUCGAUCGUUUGCGUCUCCAUGUCGGCAGUGACCGAUGUCGAGUCGCAGGAAUCGUCCCUUAAGAUCUCACCGAAACCGAUAAGCAUGGUCUGGAAUAUAUAUCUGAAAGAUCUGUCAGACAGGUGGAGAAUGCUGUAUCCGGAACUCCAAACAGCGGAGGCCCACGAGCUGGGAGAGAAAACAUUCUCGAACGACAAGUUGGGACUAGAUUCCAACGAUGAGUUCGAAUACCUCGACAAAUAUUUCGGCGUCGCAGCGAGGAUGAGAUCAGCGGCGAACGAGAGAGAGGAGGGCAGAGCGCAGAAUAACAUUGCAACGCGUAAGAAGUUUGUCCCACUUCGGAAUAUUAUCAAAGAGCCCACCUACUGCCAGGAAGGCGAACGGAUGGACAUUAACGGAAAAUGCAGAUUCGUCAUACCAACCAAACCAGAAAAGAGUUGGGAAAGUGAGAGACUGAACGAUCAUCAAGUCUUCGUUUAGCGACGCCACUUCGGGUAGGAUUUCAAUAUACUGAAAAUGUAUGGAGUGAAAUCGAUGUUAUAAAUAAAACAAUAUUACCGGUC
Messenger RNA from Odontomachus brunneus, 849 nucleotides. RefSeq lists its product as uncharacterized. The record is from RefSeq and is a predicted model, not a curated record. The transcript is spliced from 3 exons. The coding region runs from base 254 to 766 and encodes 170 amino acids. Lineage: Eukaryota; Metazoa; Arthropoda; Insecta; Hymenoptera; Formicidae.